Oncorhynchus kisutch (coho salmon) is the source of this 1724-nucleotide messenger RNA. RefSeq names its product myoblast determination protein 1 homolog 1. Gene Ontology annotation, molecular function: protein dimerization activity; DNA-binding transcription factor activity, RNA polymerase II-specific; RNA polymerase II cis-regulatory region sequence-specific DNA binding. The transcript is spliced from 3 exons. Lineage: Eukaryota; Metazoa; Chordata; Actinopteri; Salmoniformes; Salmonidae. Gene Ontology annotation, biological process: skeletal muscle cell differentiation; positive regulation of myoblast differentiation; positive regulation of skeletal muscle fiber development. The coding region runs from base 205 to 1035 and encodes 276 amino acids. The record is from RefSeq and is a predicted model, not a curated record.
ACGCCGCCAAGGGCAACCUCAGACUUCAGCUGCUAAAACUACACUGCGCCCCUUUACAGUGUCGCUGCGCUUUACGGUGGAACACGUUUAUUCGGAGUGUUGGAUCAAAACGUGCGCACUACAAAUAUUAGUAAAUAGAAGACAGCUGAAGUGAUCUCCGCCUAAUCUCUUGGGAUUUUGGCAGAACAGAACAGAAGAGUCACCAUGGAGUUGCCGGAUAUUCCUUUCCCUAUAACCUCUCCAGAUGACUUCUACGACGACCCUUGCUUCAACACCAGCGACAUGCAUUUCUUUGAGGACCUGGACCCGAGACUCGUUCAUGUGGGUCUCCUCAAGCCGGACGACCACCAUCACAAAGAGGACGAGCACAUCCGGGCACCGAGUGGGCACCACCAGGCUGGCAGGUGCCUCCUGUGGGCCUGCAAAGCCUGCAAGAGGAAGACCACCAAUGCUGAUCGCAGGAAAGCGGCUACCAUGCGGGAAAGAAGGCGACUGAGCAAGGUGAACGACGCCUUCGAGACACUGAAGAGAUGUACGUCUACUAACCCAAACCAGAGGCUGCCCAAAGUGGAUAUCCUGCGGAAUGCCAUCAGCUAUAUUGAGUCUCUCCAAGGCCUGCUUCGUGGGGCCGGUCAGGAGGGCAACUAUUACCCGGUGAUGGAUCACUAUAGCGGGGACUCGGAUGCGUCCAGUCCCCGCUCCAACUGCUCAGACGGAAUGAUGGAUUUCAAUGGUCAGUCUUGUCCACCAAGACGGAGAAACAAGUAUGAAAGCACCUACUUCAACGAAGCACCAAAUGAUUCCAGACACAAGAAGAACUCUGUUAUUUCCAGUUUGGACUGCCUGUCAAACAUCGUGGAGCGCAUCACCACGGAUACCUCUGCCUGUCCCGCUGUUCAGGACGGUUCCGAGGGUAGCAGCCCCUGUUCUCCCGGGGAUGGUUCCAUAGCGAGUGAGAACGGAGCCCCCGUCCCGUCCCCGAUCAACUGCGUCCCAGCCUUCCAUGACCCAAACACCAUCUACCAGGUGUUGUGAAGUCGGGUCGGUGGACUGCAUACAGUAAUUGUACAUUCUUCAAAACACAACUUAUUCCUUAUGGGGAGAGAAAAUGCCAAAGACGUGCCUAAGGUCGCUACAAGGCUACACACCAAAGAAGAUCCGAUGCCGGCUUUGAAAGACAUAAAAAAAUGACGGGUGUCUAAUUUCUUAAAGAACCCUUGGUCUACAUUGGAUAAUGUGUGUGUGUGUGUGUGUGUGUGUGUGUGUGUGUGUGUGUGUGUGUGUGUGUGUGUGUGUGUGUGUGUGUGUGUGUGUGUGUGUGUGUGUGUGUGUGUGUGUGUGUGUGUGUGUGUGUGUGAAUGUAUUUAUAUUGUAGUAAGCCUAUGCUAUUCUAAGAUAGUACAAGUCUGAAUUCAUAUAAACGGAUAGCAUUCUAUUUGUGAUCGACAUCAUUUAAUUCAAUGGAUUAUCUGUGACAUGAACAUUUCCAGUUGGCAAGGCGGAAACGCCGGAGAUAAAUGAAUCCGGAAAGUGAGGACCAUUUUGUAUAUGUGUAAAUAAGAGCUGCUUUGCUAAAAAAAAAGAACAAAAACGAACAACACACAGGAAGUGUUUGUAAUCAUAUUUAAUGUUGCUCUUGGAUUGUUGUGGUAGAUUUUUAACUUUAUAUUUAUAAUAUCAAGAACGGAGUGAAUUACAUUUAAAUAAAUAUAUAUUUAUAUAGA